AUGGACAAGAUUCAGCCUACCCUCGAUCUCCUCUCCACAAUUGGUGGCACCGGCGGCGUGGCCGACGCCGCCGAGGUGGCUGGCAAGACUCGUUUGGAGGACAGCCUUUGCACCUUCAGGGUCUUCGAGGAAGCUGCUGAUCUACCAGAUGUAUCGAUAGACUUGAACGGCGACAACGACGACGAGGUUCACAAGGCCCGCGCGGAGACCGCCCCGGCGGUUGCCCUGACGCCAGGCGCCGCGCGGCCCCGCCGGCCCCGCGCGGUGCGGCUCGGCUCGCGAGGCCGCACGGCGUGCGCGCGAGCCGUGGCCGCCUGCCUCUGCGCCCCCCCCCGCGGCGCCGCCGCGACGAGAUCAGAGCACCCAGAGCCCACCAGUGCGGAUGUGGCUGUGAGCGGGCCUCGGCGCGCCGCGGCCGCGGGCGCCACGGCGAGCCGGCAGGAGGCUCGAGACUGGAGCAGGGCGGCAUCGACCGCGGCAAGCUCGGCAGCGACCGAGCGACCGGCAGGGGCCGGGAAGAGCGGCCGCAGGCGCGGCGAGAGGAGUGAGGCAGCGAUCGAGACCAGGCGCAAGGCCCUCCAGUUCAAGCACGACUUGAGGGAGACUGGCAACAAGCUCCGAGACCUCGCACAUAUCGAGGACCAUCCCUCGGAGAACUCAUCGGACGCCAUUGAGGAGGCGCAGAAGGAGGUCCUAGGCAGGAUCACGGACCUUGAGCGCACGAGGCAGCAGAUAGCUGAGAGCCGGGAGGCGAUCGAGCGUAUGGGCGAGCAGAUCAGAGGCGCGUCGAGCGCGGGCGUAGCCGCUCACGGUCUCGUCGACACGAAGGGGAUUGGCAAGCCCACGACGAUGGGCGACGAUCAAGAGAAGUUCGGCGCUUGGAAUCGCAAGAUGGAGAACUACGUGAUCGGCGUGUACGGAGAGAGUUUUCGUCCCGUUCUUCGGUGGGCUGCAGAAGCCGAACGCCCCGUGACGAUCGCGGGGGCUCAGGCGGCGCACGACGGAGUGCCAGAGCUGGAGACAAAGGUCAACCAGCUGUACGCGGCGCUGAUCAGCACGACGGCGGACGGGAGCGAGAGCAACGACCUCGUGACGGGCGCUCCCGAUGGGAACGGUCUCGAAGCCUGGCGGAAGCUCCACCGCAGGUGGGAUCCGACGACAGGUCCGAGGAAGAGGCUGAUCCUGAGGUCGAUCAUCUCGCCUCCGAAGUGCAGCGCGGACGAGCUGGGAUCCGCCUUAGAGAAGUGGAUCCAGCAGAUAGGCAGGUACGAACGCCGCCAAGGAGAAGAUGGUCUAGCCGAGCUGCCGGAGGAUAUCAAGAUGGCGGCUCUCGAGAUGCUCGUGCCUCAGGACAUCGAGAACCACCUCGUCCUCAACAAGCAUCGGCUCGAAACGUUCCAGGACAGUCUGAACGAGGUGAUGACGAUCGUGGAGGCUCGGACCGGCGUGAAGAUCAAGGCGGCAGGCAGCCUGGAGGAGGAGCCUGAAGCGGAGGUCGCCGCUCUGGACAUGGGCAGCCUGGACUGCCUGGAGCUCGCCAGCGGCAGCGGCCGCGGCGUAGCGGCGGUCGAUCUCUCCCCCUUCGCGCAGGACGACUGGAUGAAGUUCAACUGGGACAGCGGUGCAGCUAUCUCAGCAUUCCCUCGGAGCUUCGCGCCGCCGACGGGAAUGAAGGGCAACGGCAGCACGUAUCGUACGGCCAGUGGUGAGCUCGUCCCGGACGAGGGCAGCUUGCAGCUCAAGGCGGAGGACGAGUACGGAGUGCUACGAGCGCUCAAGGGACGCGUGACGAACGUGCACAAGCCGUUGAUCUCGGUGGGGCAGGCAGCAGGAGCUGGACAGUGUUCAUUCCUGGGCCGCAAUGGCGGCUGGAUAUUCCACGAGAAGAGCCCAAUCGGCAAGCGCGUGGUAGGCAUGCUCGAGAAGGAGGCGAAGGCGGCGAAGCACCAGAUGCUGCCGGUCUAUCGCGAGCAGGGCGUCUACAACUUCUACCUCAAGAAGGGCCAACAUGGCUCGGUUGCUCCUCUCGAGGAGGGACUUUCGGCGAAGUCGAAGUCCGAGCUGGUGGAGCUCCUCAGCGGCAAGUCGAAGGAGGAGCUGCUGGAGAUCCUCGAGAAGACAGACUUAAUACCACGGCCCCCGGCGGCAUCGGCUGCGGGGGCGGCAGCGGCGGGGUCGGGACCUUCCGACGUGAGACCGCCGGGUUUUCAGCCAGCGGCAGCUGCUGCGGCCGACGCUUUGCCAGCUGCUCCUGAUGGACAGCAGGCCGACGAGGGCGAGGAGGAGGCUCGCCCGAGAGUGCUGAAGGCACCUCAUGAGCCCUCUCAGAGGGAGAUCGCCGAACACGAGGCGAUGGGACACGCGACUUAUCGCAGCUGGUGUCGCGUGUGUAUUGCGGCAAAGGGCCAAGGCCAGCCGCAUCUCCGCGCACCGGAGGACGACGAGACAGCGGUGCCGGUGGUCUCGUCCGACUACGCCUUCAUGGGCCAGGACGACGCGGACACCAUGCCGAUGCUGGUCCUUAGGGAUCGGCGCUCGAAGAUGAUGGCGGCGACAUUCGUGGAGAAGAAGGGCGACGACGCCUACGCCAUCAAGUUCUUCGCACGCUUCUUGCGGAUCCUGGGCUACAGGAAGAUCGUCAACAAGUCCGACGGCGAGCCAGCGAUCCUGCUGGUCAAGAGGCGUGCGGUGGAGGAGGUUCCUGGCCUCGAGGCCAUUCCCCAGGAGUCGGCACCGGCCGAUCAUCAGGCCAAUGGGGAGAUUGAGGUCACGGUGCGCGAGAUCAAGAAGCAGGUGCGGGCGCUCAAGAUGGACCUGGAGUCCAAGCUGGGCGUCAAGGUGGAGGACAAGCACCCGGUGCUAGCGCACCUGCCGGAGCACGCCGCAUCGGUAAUCAACCGAUACCGGCGCGGCCAGGACGGCAAGACCGCUCUUCAGCGGCUCACGGGACGGCAGUGGAGGAAGCCGGUCCCGCUCUUCGGCGAACGCUUGAUGGCGCGGUUCGCCGGGGAACGCGUGAGGAAGAACGCGCUGGAGGAGCAGAUGGUGGAGGCUCGCUACAUCGGCCACCACCCGCGCGACGGCUCGAUGAUGGUCAUCACGAGCGACGGCGUGAAGAAGGCGGUCGGCUUCCGCAGCCUGCCGCAGAGCGAGAAGUGGAUCACGGCGGGCUGGGAUGGCCUGAAGGGCCUGCCGUGGGACGUGGCUCCGCGUGCGGCAAGCGCGCCGCGGGCCAUCGUCGGACCUGGAGAGGUCGGUCCGCCACCAAUUGUGGUGGUGUCGCCGCAGCCGCAGGCGCCGAGGAGGAUGUACGUCCUCAAGGCGGACAUCGAGCGGCUGGGCGCAACGCCGGGAUGCCCAGGGUGCAUCUCGAUCGCUCGGCACGGCCGGGUGCUGGCUGGCCACGCGCACAACGCGGUGUGCAGCAAGAGGAUCUUCGAAGCGCUGGACGCGGAGGAGGCAGGCCGGGAGAGGACCGGCCAGUAUCGAGAGCGGAGGCAGGGCCAAGAGGCCAGAGUCCGACCGGCGGCAUCGGCCGCGGCAGGGACCCCUCCGCCGAAGACGGCUCGGAGGAUCACCGAGCCGGUGGCAGCGGCGGCAGCGGCAUCGGCCGCGCCGGCCGCGACCCGCUCGGCAGCAGCGCCAGCCGUGGCAGCCACGGCGGCGCGCCUGCGAGAGAGCCAGCCGGUAGCACCGGGCUUCGGCGUGGCGGCUCCUUCAGGAGGAGCGAGCUCCAGUUCGGGAGCGGCGCGAGCGGCAGAGGCCGCCGCGGAUGUCGACAUGACCGCGGCUAGGUCGCGGCUGAAGCGCUCGGCAGAGGUGGCCCCGGAUGAUGUGCCGGAGGCCCUCGAGCGCGGUGACCCACAGCCGGCAGACGUGCCGGUACCGGUGGACAUGGAGGAUCUCGCGGCGCAGCCGGCGCCGGCGGAAGGACCUCAGCUGCCAGCUGGAGUGGCAGUCGUGUGGAACGCCAGUGAGGGGAGGCACAUGCGGGUGCUCGCCCUCGAUGUGGCGUCGAUCGAGCUGGUUGAGCUCGGAGUGCUGACGAGAGCGAAGGCGGAGUUGCUCCCGCUCGUUCGCGAACAGGUCAGUGGCCAUUGGGCCAGCGCCGGCGUGGACAUCGCCGACGAGGAGGUGGACAGCAUCGCCCUAUCGGCGUUGCAGCUGGGCGCCGUGGACGUGGCCGAGGUGUACUCGCCACAUCGGUUCUCGGCUCGGGCAGCGGAAUUUCAGCUGCGCCCGGGCUUCGCGGCGGACCUGGAGGAACUCAAGGAGGACGGGGCGCCGUGGGACUUGCGGCGCCCCGAAGAUGUCAAGGAGCUCGAGAAGCAGCAGGAGCGGAUGGAUCCCAUCCUGCUCACGGGGUCCCCUCCAUGCGAGAAGUUCAGCUUGCUGAGGGGCCUGAGCGCCAAGUUCAGGACCGAUGAGCAGGAGGCGGCUGAGAUGGAGGAGGCCAGACACCACCUGAAGGUGGCAGUCGACGCCUACUGGCGUCAGCUCAGGAAGCCAGGCAGGUACUUCUUGCAUGAGCAUCCCUGGAGCGCGCGAUCGUGGAAUGAGGACAUCGUCAAGGAGCUGGUCGCGCAUCCAGGAGUCUUCACGGUCAAAGGCCCCAUGUGUCGGUGGGGCAUGAAGCUCACGAACCCCCGCAAUGGCCAGGAGGAGUUCGUGCGCAAGGAGACCGGAUGGGUCACCAACCAUCCAGGCCUAGCCCGGAGGCUGCAGGGCACUUGCAGCAAUGUGGACGGCCGCGCGGAAUGGCAUCGCCACAUCACGCUCGUGGGCGGCAUCGCGCGGUUCGCGAAGGUCUAUCCACCGAAGUUGGUGGAGGCGGUGCUGGAGGAGCUCAAGGACACGCUGAAUGACGUGGGAGAGCUCAGCACCGCCCAGGUGCAGCAGUCGGGCCCAGUCCCUGUGGACGCGGCAGUGCCGCCCGGGGACUGGACGAGUUACUGGGACGACGUCAAUGGCGGCUACCUGGAGGCGGGCCUUGUGGCCCAGGCUCGCGCGGUCGAGCGCGAGUGGGUCAAGAAGCAGGAGCUGAUCGAGAUCGUCCCGAGGUCUCAGGCUUUCGCCGAGACUGGGCGUCCGCCCAUCCCACUCAAGUGGAUCGACACGAACAAGGGUGACGCGGAGAGGCCCAACUACAGGAGCAGGCUCGUCGUGAAGGAGAUCAAGGCGAAGAAGCGCCCUGACGAGCAGCUGGAGGCGUCCGAGGUCUUCUCGGCCAUGCCUCCUCUGGAGGCCAUGCGGUCGCUGGUCUCGCUGAUGGUCACGUGGGCGCGGGAACCACCGCUCCACGUUCAGGAGUCGCUUCGCAAGAAGGGCAGGAAGCCGGGCAACUUUAAGAUCGGCUUCUUCGACAUCAGCAGGGCGCACUUCUACGGGAAGGCGCAGCGGAGGAUCUUCGUGGAGCUGGAAGAGGAGAGUCGCAAGGAGUACGGCGAGGACAAGCGCGGCCUACUCCUCAAGUCCUGGUACGGCACGCAGGACGCCAGCAAGAUCUGGCAGGGCGACUACACGGAGCUGCUGGAGGAAAACGGCUACAAGGCGGGCGUGUCGUGCCCAGCGGUCUUCUACAAGGAGGUGGACGAGACGAGGCUGCUGGGGCACGGCGACGACUUCGCGGUGCUGGCUCAGCAGCAGGACAUCGACAGCUUCGAGGCCACGCUGGGCAAGAAGUACGAGUUCAAGAAGACUGCGAACCUAGGCUUCGACGAGGGCGAUGACAAGCAGGCGGUCUUCCUGAAUCGGGUCAUCGAGGUCAGUGCGGGAGUUCCGCCUGGCGGUGGCCGGCCCUGCCGGCAUGCGAUGAUCGAGCCGGACAAGCGGCACGCGGAGAUCGUGAUCGACGAGUUGGGUCUCAGCAAGGCCAACGGCGUGGACACGCCGACGGAGAAGCGCAGCGCCGACAAGCAGAUGAUGGAUGCGAAGUCGGCGGCGUUGGGAGCAGCGGAAGCUUCGCGCUUCCGAUCCCUCACCAUGAGGGUGGCCUACCUGUCUCAGGACAGGCUGGACUUGGCUGAGGCAUCGAAGACGCUCGCCAGGUCCAUGCAGACGCCAACGGAGGCGAGCUGGCUCAUGCUCAAGAGGGUUGGCCGCUACCUCAAGCGGCAUCCUAGCACGGUGACGGUUUUCACGGAGCAGAAGACGUUCGACAAGAUCCGGGUGUACGUGGACUCCGAUCAUGCAGGCUGUGCAGUCACGCGGAAGAGCACCGGAGGCUUCGUGGCGAUGCUGGGGCAUCAUGUAGUCAAGCACGGCAGUAACCUGCAGUCGACGGUUUCAUUGAGCAGCGGGGAGAGCGAGUACUACGCCCUGGUGAAGGGCGGGAGCGUGGGCCUAGGCCUUCACAGCCUCUUCGCGGAUUGGGGGCUGGACCUGAAGGUGGAGCUUGCCUCGGAUUCAUCGGCGGCCCGGGGCCACGUCCAACGGCGAGGUCUCGGGAAGAUGCGGCAUGUUCAAUCACGAUACUUGUGGAUCCAGGAGCGUGUUGGCAAGGGCGACCUCUCGAUCGCUGCAGUUCCUGGCAAGAACAAUGUCGCGGACGUGCUGACCAAGAGCGUGGGUGGCUCCCUUUUGAGGAGACACAUGGCUACGCUGAACAUCUGGGAUCGGGCACCGAGCUCGAAUCAGAAGGACAUCAAGUGA
Prorocentrum cordatum is the source of this 6651-nucleotide messenger RNA. The record is from the annotation of a GenBank genome assembly. NCBI's taxonomy places the organism in Eukaryota, Dinophyceae, Prorocentrales, Prorocentraceae.